Solanum dulcamara is the source of this 981-nucleotide messenger RNA. RefSeq names its product G2/mitotic-specific cyclin-1-like. The record is from RefSeq and is a predicted model, not a curated record. Gene Ontology annotation, biological process: regulation of cyclin-dependent protein serine/threonine kinase activity; mitotic cell cycle phase transition. Gene Ontology annotation, cellular component: cyclin-dependent protein kinase holoenzyme complex; nucleus; cytoplasm. NCBI's taxonomy places the organism in Eukaryota, Viridiplantae, Streptophyta, Magnoliopsida, Solanales, Solanaceae. The transcript has 7 exons. Gene Ontology annotation, molecular function: cyclin-dependent protein serine/threonine kinase regulator activity. Bases 136 to 981 code for a protein of 281 amino acids.
CCAAAACUAGCAGCUGAAGAUUUUAAGGUAUGGGAGGAAUAUGACACAACUCAUGAAGAUCAACCCGUCCUUGUGUGUUUGGAACAACCUGAAAUAUUCUCAAAUGACAACAUCACAAAAAUUGAGGAGGUUGAAAUGGAGGACAUAUUUGAGGAGGCGCUAAUAGAUAUUGACAGCGAUGAUGCAAACAACCCGCUUGCUGGUGUCGACUACGUGGGAGAUUUGUAUGCCAACUACAGAAAAAUGGAGGUUUAUAGCUGUGUUUCACCAAAGUAUAUGGAACAACAGUUUGAGAUCAAUAAGUGUAUGAGAGGUGUACUAAUAGACUGGAUCAUUGAGGUACAUGACAAGUUUGAGUUCAAGGAAGAGACAUUAUUCCUUACUGUUAAUUUGUUAGACAGAUUUUUGGAGAAACAAGCAGUUGCAAAAGACAUAUUGCAGCUUGUUGGUCUUGUUGCCUUGCUAUUAGCAGGCAAAUAUGAGGAGACCUUUGCCCCCCUCGUGCAUGAGUUGGUCUUUAUUUCGUAUAAUACCUACACCAGAAAAGACGUUCUUCAAAUGGAAAAAUUGAUGCUCAACACACUGCAAUUUACUAUGUCACUUCCAACUCCAUAUGUUUUUAUGACAAGAUUUCUCAAGGCUGCUCAAGCUGAUAAGAAGCUUGAGGAAUUGUCUUUCCUCUUAAUCGAGCUUUGUCUCAUGGAAUAUGAAAUGCUUAAACACCCACCAUCAUUUAUGGCUGCUGCGGCAAUCUAUACUGCUCAAUGCACGCUUUAUGGCGUCAAGGAAUGGAGUAGAACCUGUGAAUGGCAUACAGGAUACUCAGAAGAUUCACUUAUGGAAUGCGCGAAAUCGAUAGUGAGCUACCACCAGAAGGCAAAAACAGGGGUACUAGUAGGGGUGCAUAAUAAGUAUAACGCCUCCAAAUUUGGCUAUGUAGCAAAAGUUGAGCCAGCACAUUUUUUGGUGCAGACUCAAUAA